Anas platyrhynchos (mallard) is the source of this 517-nucleotide messenger RNA. The record is from RefSeq and is a predicted model, not a curated record. Lineage: Eukaryota; Metazoa; Chordata; Aves; Anseriformes; Anatidae.
CUGCUGCGGCGCUUCCGGUCCCGCGCACUUCCGCUUCCGGUGCGGCGGAGGAGGAGGAGGAGGAGGCGGCGGCGGAGCUGCGCAGGGAACGGCGGCGGCGGCGCAACCAUGAUCGAAGUCGUUUGCAAUGACCGCUUGGGCAAGAAGGUGCGGGUGAAAUGCAACACCGAGGAUUCCAUCCGCGACCUGAAGAAGCUGAUCGCGGCGCAGACGGGGACCCGCUGGGACAAGAUCGUGCUCAAGAAAUGGUACACCAUCUUCAAGGACCACGUCACGCUCGGGGACUAUGAGAUCCACGACGGCAUGAACCUGGAGCUGUACUACCAGUAGCCGGGCCACCAGCGGCCCCCUCAUCCCUUCCCAGUGCUCCCAGUUCCCCCCCACCAGUAGAACCAGUGUUCCCCCAUGGAAUCUCCCAUUCCUUUCCCCCGGCACGGCUGGGCUCCGGCCCUGCUGAGGCUCUGAACGUCCCCACGGGUGUUUUUUUCUAGUUUCUAAUAAACUCCUCCCCCCACUC